AUGCAGCUUCGCGGAAACAAUUUGGUCUGCCAUUACGGUUCGGACGUUUGGGUUUGGGACAUUCGUGAGGGUGGCUCAUGCCUUCACCACUUGCAUGGCGGAAAUGGUCAGACGUCGACCAUCACUUCAUUGCAAUUGCUCGACUCCGGACUUUUGGUGACAGUGAACGUCUCUCGUGCUUCCUCUCCCAAUCUCACUUCUCCG
Molecule: messenger RNA, 204 nt
Organism: Mesorhabditis belari
Lineage: Eukaryota; Metazoa; Nematoda; Chromadorea; Rhabditida; Rhabditidae
Source: the annotation of a GenBank genome assembly